This is a messenger RNA of Gavialis gangeticus (Gharial), 3805 nucleotides long. RefSeq names its product zinc finger CCCH-type containing 7A (gene ZC3H7A). The transcript has 23 exons. The record is from RefSeq and is a predicted model, not a curated record. Gene Ontology annotation, biological process: miRNA processing. Bases 124 to 3054 code for a protein of 976 amino acids. Lineage: Eukaryota; Metazoa; Chordata; Crocodylia; Gavialidae. Gene Ontology annotation, molecular function: protein binding; metal ion binding; miRNA binding.
UUGCGGGAGCAGCGGAGACACCGCCGCUGUCGCGCCCACGGCUCCGAGCCUCCGCCCUCCCGCUCGGCCGCCGGCUCUAACGGGCAGAAGUUAUACGUCUACUAAGUGGAUGUGCUGGAUAACAUGUCCAAUGUACUGGAAGACAGAAGUAUCAGACAACAGGACAUUAAAAAAGGGCUGCAGUUUAUACAGUCAACUUUGCCCUAUCCAGGGACGCAAGAACAGUAUGAGUUAUUUAUACGAGAACUUGUUAGAAAUCUCUUUAAUGAAGGGAAUGAUGCAUACCGAGAGAGAGAUUGGGGAGGAUCACUGAGCCACUAUACAGAAGCUAUAAAUGUAGCAGAUUAUGCGAAUUCUGAAGAUAUUCACAUCCCCAGUGAAAUAUUAGAGAAACUGCAUGUGAAUCGGAUAGCAUGUUUUUCAAAUAUGGGAUUAUAUGAAAAAGUUUUAGAAGAUUGUGAGAUAGCUUUAAGGUUGAAUGACAAUAACUUCAGAGCUCUAUAUUGGAAAGCCAAAGCCUUAAAUGAAUUAGGAAGGUAUAAGAAAGCUUAUGACGCUGUAGCAAAAUGCUCCCUAGCUGUACCACAGGAUGAAAGUGUUAUAAAGCUAACUCAAGAACUUGCUCAGAAACUAGGAUUAAAAAUAAGAAAAGCAUAUGUUAGAGCAAAGCCACCCUCCUCGCAUUCAGUUUCUGGAGAGCUGUCAAUUAAGAAUUCUAACUCUCCUAUAGAAGAUAUUGAGUCAGAUUUAUCAGAACAUAAGCAAGAGACACUUUCCUCUGUUUCUUUGUCUGCAUCAAACUUUUCUCCUGAAGUGUCAAAUGACUUGAUCUCAGUAUCUGUGCCAUCCAUAUCUUCUGUUAUGUCUCUUCAAGUGGAAAAGAGUUCUUUGCCUUCUGCAGUGUUGGCAAAUGGAGGAAAUGUUUCUUUCUCUAUGCAAGAAGCAUGUUUAGAUUGUGGAGAUGGAGAUAUCAUUAUUGGAGAAGAACUUGAUGAGCUACUUGAUUUAGUACCUCACCCAGAUGAGAGUGUAAUGCAAACCACAGUAGUCAGAGGAUCCAUUCCAACAGCUAGUGUAGCUCCUAAAAUACCAUUCUCCACUCCUUUGUUGGGGGCAUUACCAGUUGGUGCAGGAUUUGUUGCUACAGCCUCCUUUUCAGAAAUGUAUUCACAGCCUUUGGCUUCUUCAUUAGAAAAUUUUUGUUCUACUUUAAAUAAUUUUUCAAUCAAUGACGCAAAAAGAGAUCUGUCAAGUUCAGUUUCGAGAGAUGGAGCACCAGCACUUAGCAGUAGUUCCUCUUUAUUUCAGAUAAAUGGUCCUAAUAGUUUGUUUGGAUCUGAGAAUUACAUGGGAAUUGUAGGUCAAAAUAGAAAUGACUUUUCAAAUAUUUUUAGCAGUGCACCUGCUAACAUACCAAUAUCUUCAUCAGUUAUUGGAAGAAACCCAUUAGAAGGUACACAUGACCUAAGACAGGCCUGCCAAUUAUGUUUUAUCAAAACAGGUCCUAAAUUGUUGGAUUACACUUAUCAUCCCAAUUUAGAGCAUAAGUGUAAGAAGGAUAUUCUAAUUGGUAGAAUAAAGAACUCUGAAGAUAAAUCAUGGAAAAAAAUACGUCCAAGACCAACAAAGACUCAGUAUGUGGGACCAUAUUAUAUAUGCAAAGACGUUGCUGCUGAAGAAGAAUGUAGAUAUCCAGGCCAUUGCACAUUUGCAUACUGCCAGGAGGAGAUAGAUGUAUGGACUUUGGAGCGUAAAGGAGCCUUUAGUAGAGAAGCUCUCUUUGGAGGAAAUGCAGAAAUCACCUUUACUGUAUCCCAACUCCUUCAAGAGCACCAUGGACUAUUUAUGUUUCUUUGUGAGAAAUGUUUUGAUCACAAACCCAGAAUAAUAAGCAAAAGGAACAAGGAUAAUUCUUCUUCUUGUUCUCACCCUGCUAUGCAUGACUUUGAAGAUAACAAGUGCCUUGUCCAUAUUUUGCGAGAAACUACAGUGAAGUAUUCCAAAAUUCGUCCUUUUCAUGUUCAGUGUCAGCUUGACCUGUGCAGACAUGAAGUGCGUUAUGGAUGCUUAAGAGAAGAUGAGUGUUUCUAUGCACACAGUCUAGUAGAGCUCAAGGUUUGGAUAAUGCAAAAUAAGAAAGGUAUUUCACAUGAUACUGUUGUUCAAGAAUCAAAGAAAUAUUGGCAGAAUAUGGAAGCUAAUGCACAUGGAUCACAGGUUCUGGGGAACCAAGUGAAGCACGGAUCUCUUAAUUUGAAGAUGAAGUUUGUGUGCGCCCAGUGCUGGAGAAAUGGCCAAGUUAGUGAGCCAGACAAAAACAGAAAAUACUGUAGUGCAAAAGCAAGACACCCGUGGACCAAAGAUCGUCGGGUAGUGCUGGUGAUGUCUAACGAACGUAAGAAGUGGAUGACCAUUCGUCCUCUUCCCACAAAGAAACAAGUGCCUUUGCAGUUUGAUUUGUGCAAUCAUAUUGCUUCAGGCAAGAAGUGUCAGUAUGUUGGAAACUGCUCCUUUGCUCACAGUCCUGAAGAGAGAGAAAUGUGGACAUAUAUGAAAGAGAAUGGUAUUCAAGACAUGGAGCAGCUCUAUGACAUAUGGCUCAAGACUCAAAAACCAGAAAAAGGAGAUGAUACAGCUCCUCAGGCAAACAAGGAAAAUGGGAAACAAAUUCAUAUGCCAACUGAUUAUGCUGAAGUUACAGUAGACUUUCACUGCUGGAUGUGUGGAAAAAACUGUAAUAGUGAAAAACAAUGGCAAGGUCACAUUUCUUCAGAAAAGCAUAAAGAGAAGGUAUUCCACACUGAAGAUGAUCAAAACUGCUGGCAGUAUCGCUUUCCAACUGGGUUUUUUAGCAUUUGUGAUAGAUAUACGGCUGGUGCUUGCACUGAAGGAAACAACUGUAAAUUUGCGCAUGGAAAUGCUGAACUCUGUGAAUGGGAAGAACGAAGGGAUGUUUUAAGAAUGAAGCUCAGGAAAGCAAGGAAAGACCACUUGAUUGCUCCAAAUGAUAAUGACUUUGGAAAAUAUAGUUUUUUGUUUAAAGAUUUAAACUAACUCUAAAAUGACACAUUCAUGUUACCGGUUGAAAGCAUAAACCAGAAAAUUUGACAGUAAUCAAAAGCAUGUGACAGAAAAGUUGCAGGCUUCCUGCUUUAUUGGCAUAUAUUGUUCCUCCUGAACAGCAAAAUAUAGUAGAUUUAGGAGGAUUCAGCAGACCUGUCUAUGCUCUCAUGAAACAGAAUGGUGAAGUAAUAAUAAUAAUAAUAAUAGAAAUCCUUAAAGUAUUACUUGCUUAUUCACCUUCUGUUGGACAGAGUGUUAGGAAAUAGGAGGAGGGGGAGAAGUCAUAAUGUCUAGAAAGCCCUCCCUAGUUGUUGGUCCUUCAGCUGAAAACUUUAAGGUAUGAUUACAAAACACAUUAUGUGUUUUGGGCUAAGAAGAAAAUGAUGGAUGAAAAUUCUUCAAAUGUUUUAAUGGAGAGGAUUUGUUUAAAACAAAAGUUUGCUACUUAUCUAUAUGUAGGUUGCUAAAGAGGAUUUUCUUAUUAAAAAAGAUUUUAAGCAAAUAACCAUUUAACUACAAUAUAUGUUGAAUGGGGUAUUUUUUCUCUAUUUGUAUGUUUCAAUAUCACUUACUGAAAAGGAUCUUGGGAAAAUAUGUAUUAAUUUUUGAAAAAUCAAGUAGUUAAAAUUCUGUUUCUUGGACUUUGCUGUUUAAAUGAUGAUUUUGAAAGAUUACACUUGUAUGUCAGUAUUGUGUAUUGUACGGACCAAUGUUGCCUGUAAUAAAGAGAACUUUACAUAAA